AUGAGCAGCGGCGAAUAUAUUGCGAAAUUGGCACCGGGUGCUAAUGUGCCACCUCCUGUACAACUUUCAAAUGAUCUUGUGGCCAGGGUUGUUCACGAUCAUAAAUUUAUUGAAAAAUUAUAUCGGGAUUUUGAGGAUGCAGCGAGUGAACAAGACUGUCAGAAUAUUGCGAAUGCUAUUAUCCGUGAAAUUGGUUCCCACGCAAAUGUUGAAGAAAUUGUGGUUAUUCCUGCUUACGAAAAGUAUAUAAAUCCCGAUGGUAAUAAAUACGCCGAAAAAGCGCGUCAAAAAGCACUCGCCGUAAAAAAUUCAAUUUAUGAGCUGCGUGGUUUGAAAAUGGGCGAGAAAGGUUUCCAAGCGAAGUUAUUUGACAUUAUGAGUACAUUUCGUGACCAUACUGGAAUCGAGGAACAGGAAAGCUUUCCUAAAUUGAAAGAAUGUGUUGAUACCGAAGUGUUAAAUGAACUCGGCCAUGCAUGGAAUGAAGCUAAAGAAAAAUUUGAGAAAAGGUGA
Ambispora leptoticha is the source of this 513-nucleotide messenger RNA. NCBI's taxonomy places the organism in Eukaryota, Fungi, Glomeromycota, Glomeromycetes, Archaeosporales, Ambisporaceae. The record is from the annotation of a GenBank genome assembly.